Gopherus evgoodei (Goodes thornscrub tortoise) is the source of this 4056-nucleotide messenger RNA. It is a transcript of the gene NCSTN, whose product is annotated as nicastrin. Gene Ontology annotation, cellular component: membrane. NCBI's taxonomy places the organism in Eukaryota, Metazoa, Chordata, Testudines, Testudinidae. The record is from RefSeq and is a predicted model, not a curated record. The transcript is spliced from 17 exons. Bases 30 to 2168 code for a protein of 712 amino acids. Gene Ontology annotation, biological process: protein processing; Notch receptor processing.
CCGAGGAGGAAGCGGAAGCCGCGGAGAAGAUGGCGGCCGGGGCCGGCUGGAGAAUGGGAGCCGGGGAGCGAGGGCGCCGGGGAGCGGAGACCCUGUUCCGUGGGCUCCUCUUCUGCGUGCUGGGCUGCGGUUUCUGUUGGGGCAAUUCUGUAGAGAGGAAAAUCUAUAUCCCCUUAAACAAGACUGCCCCGUGUGUUCGUCUUUUGAAUGCCACUCAUCAAAUAGGCUGUCAGUCCUCCAUGAAUGGAGACACAGGAGUAAUUCAUGUGGUGGAGAAGGCCCAGGACCUGAAAUGGGUGCUUACUGAUGGACCUCAUCCCCCAUACAUGGUACUGCUAGACGGGGAGCUUUUCACCAGGGAGUUGAUGCUGCAGCUGAAGGGAUCCUCUCGAAUUUCUGGGCUGGCUGUGGCCAUCUCCAAACCCAGCCCCGCACAAGGAUUCUCCCCUGGCUUAAAAUGCCCAAAUGAUGGAUUUGGUGUCUAUUCCAAUGAUUACGGCCCUCAGUAUGCUCACUGCAACUGGACUGCGUGGAAUCCUCUCGGGAAUGGGCUUGCUUACGAAGAUUUCAAUUUCCCCAUCUUUCUACUUGAAGAUGCCAACGAGACUCAAGUUAUUAAGCAGUGCUACCAAGACCAUAACCUCCCGCAGAAUGGCUCUGUCCCAGAGUACCCUUUGUGUGCCAUGCAGCUUUUCGCUCACAUGCAUGCUGUCACCAACACGGUUACCUGCAUGAGACGGAGCUCCCUCCAGACCGCCUUCAGCCUCAACCCAGAAGAAGUCUGCGACGCUCUGUCUGAUUAUAAUGUGUGGAGCACGCUGAAACCCAUCAAUACCUCCAGCAAAAUAAACCCUCUGGAUGAAGUCAUCAUUGUUGCUACUCGAAUUGACAGCCAUUCAUUCUUCUGGAACGUAGCCCCAGGGGCAGAGAGCGCCGUCGCCUCCUUCGUGACCCACUUGGCGGCUGCUGAAGCCCUUCAUAAAGUGCCAGAUGUUCAGAUGCUACCAAGGAACAUCAUGUUCACCUUCUUCCAAGGGGAGACCUUUGAUUACAUUGGCAGCUCGCGAAUGGUAUAUGACAUGAAAAUGGACAAGUUUCCCAUCCGACUGGACAACAUUCAUUCCUUCUUGGAGCUGAGUCAGGUGGCUUUACGGAACUCCUCUGUUCUAUGGGUGCACACAGACCCUGUCUCUCGGAGGAAUGACUCUAUUCAACCACAGGUUGAAACUCUGGUGGAAGCUCUGAUCAACAGCAGCGUGGGUGCGAAUGUGACUCUACAGGAGGUUGGUCAGUCUCAGCCUCUCCCGCCUUCUUCCUUUCAGCGCUUUCUGAGGGCCAAGAGCAUCCCUGGGGUGGUCCUGGCUGAUCAUCGCACUUCCUUCCAGAACAGAUAUUACCAGAGCAUGUAUGACACAGCAGAGAACAUCCUGAUGAAAUAUCCUGAGGGGCUUAGCCCCGAGGAGACCCUGGACUAUGUCACUGACACAGCUAAGUCUCUGGCAGAAGUAGCCACAGUGGUCGCCCGUGCUCUCUACCAGCUUGCGGGGGGAACCGGCAACACCUCUGCUAUUCAGGCAGAUCCAAGAACGGUCUCCAGAAUGCUCUACGGGUUUCUGAUUAAAACUAACAACUCCUGGUUCCAGUCCAUCAUUAAACAGGACCUGAAAGGACUCUUGGGUGAUGAACUUCCCCAGCACUAUAUUGCGGUUACUACGCUGGUGAACACCACUCAGCUAGUGCAGUACGUUCUGGCCAAUCUCACAGGCACGGUUGUCAAUUUCACCAAGGAAGAGUGCCUGAACCCUGAAAAAACACCCAACCCCGAGAAGGAAAUGUACGUUUAUACGUGGGUGCAGGGUUCCAGGGACCCAAACUCAACAUCGCGAGUUCCCUUCUGCGUCCAGUCAACUGUCCAUCUAACCAAGGCUGCCUCUCCUGCCUUCGAGCUGAAGCAGUGGGGCUCCACAGAAUACUCCACGUGGACAGAGAGCCGCUGGAAGGAUAUCCGCGCCCGCAUAUUUCUCAUAGCCAGCAAGGAGCUAGAGAUAAUCACACUGGUCGUGGGCAUCGCCAUUCUGAUCCUCUCUCUCCUCGCAACCUACUUCAUCAAUGCCAAAGCGCAUGUGCUUUUCAGCAGCCCUGGGGACGGUGGGGCCGUGGCUUACUGAGUGCUUCCCACGGGUUCAGGAACCCCAGCACUUGGAUUACAACUGUUCUGACUAAAACUGCUUGGCUGACAUUGGAAUGUCUCUGCCUUUAUAGGGACACAGGUGGAUCGCUCCAGUAUUUCCAAGGGUGAGCCCAAGAAACUGAUCUCAGAAAUGGAAGAAACUCCCCAAAAAACUGUGUUGAUCAAGUCCUAAAGAGAUCAUGUUGCUUCAAAGUUUCCAAGGGCCUUGAAUCUUUGUCCUCCCUUUUGGGCAACUCUGAAGAGGGUCAGUACUGGAUGCUACCAGCACCCAACUACCAUGGAUAUGUUUUCAGACUGGGGGUGGGUGUGAAGCACAUGAAGGAAAGGCCUCUCUGGGACAUACAUGGAUGGCAGAUUUCUUUGCUCUCCCUGGUUGUACCGCUUUUAUCUGGAUUAGCUGAAGAAUUGUCUGACAGCUGCUGUGAAUCUAUGUAAAUUACAGUGCGGACAAGGGAAGGUGUGUUGAACAAAUAAUUAGAUGUCAGAUCUCGUCCUUUUUUAAAUAGUGCAAUAUUUGGGAGGCAGCCAGGUUGUACAUAUAUAAAUAGCUUGGCUUAAUUUAAAAAAAAAAAAUCACUGCUUACAAUCUAAUCUUUUGCUUCCACUGCCUUUCUCCAGUGCUGCUUCUUAUAGGACCAAGGAACUCUGGGGAAUGUAGUUCACUGGAUGUUGCCAUGUCUGUUGCUCAUGGGAGAAAUGGAACUUGUCAGAUAUUUACUUUCCUCACAACAAAGCUUUUCUCUCCUUUUAUAAUAGGCCGAAGGAGGAAAGAGCUAUGUCCGGAGAUUCGUUACCUUUGUCUCUAUAGAAUGUCAGCCUUUUGGGGGCUGGGAUUGUCUGCUACUCUGUUUAUACGGCACCUAACACAAUGGGCCCCCAAACUUGAUUAGCCCCUAGGCACUAUCACAAAAUAAACAUGAUUAAUAACUAGCACUGACCUCAGCACUUUGCAGGAUUGAGCGUUUAUUGGUAGCAACUAAGGCUGAUUGGGUAGGAGAACCAGCUUCUCCAGUGGCCCUGGAUUAAUUUUUUGCAUCAAAAAUUCCUCCCAUCCUUCAGUAUCCUUGAUUUAAGGACAAGAAAGUGAUGUUGAUGUCCCAAGUGAACAGCUCAGAUUUGUGUAAAGGAACAAAUCAAAGAGACUGGAGCUGGUCAAUUCCAACCCAAACAUCAUCUUCAGUCUCCUGACGGGUUAGUUAUUCCAUCUGUUCUCCAGUUGAGUCUUGGAUUUCUACUGCUUCCCUUAGGGAAACUGCACCACUCACUAAUACGUCUUACUGUCAGGACAUCAUUCCUGACACUCCAGAACGGACUAUUCCUUUGCUCACUUUCUUCUCGUUGCUCCUAGUAAUGAUGGAGAAAAACUUCACAUCUCAGUUUAGGCUGAAAACCUACCCUUGCAUCAUAACUGAUUUUGACACUCUUCACCUACCUAACUUCUAAUCUGCCCCAGCUCUGUCAGAACUAAACCAAUCUUCCUGGAAUUGCCAUCGAUAGAGUAUUUCUGCAAAUUAAGCUGUUAGGUGAUAGGGGAACUCAAAGAUAUGAGCUCACAGUUUCCUAAAAGAGGGGGUUGCGUUGUUCAGUAUAUGAUGCUUGCUCUCCUCUAUAAAAUGCUGUAGAAUUUAUGGAUGAAUGGUUCUGCUUAAGGGCAGAAUGGAAUUAUUGUUACAUUCAAUCAAAAAUCAUGUUGCUAUCAUCAGGGCUUCAGCCAUAUUUUUAAAUUUUGGGGUUUUUUCUUCUACAUGCAGAUUUAAUGCUCAUGCUGUUUUCAGAAGGCUGCUUGACUGAUUUUUUUUCUCUCCCUCCCCCCUCGGUAUUUAUUCCUCUAUGAAGAGAGAAAUAAACCUUCUCCCUGUUCUCCA